Vigna angularis (adzuki bean) is the source of this 1947-nucleotide messenger RNA. RefSeq lists its product as uncharacterized. The transcript is spliced from 2 exons. Gene Ontology annotation, biological process: DNA integration. Lineage: Eukaryota; Viridiplantae; Streptophyta; Magnoliopsida; Fabales; Fabaceae. Bases 1 to 1947 code for a protein of 648 amino acids. The record is from RefSeq and is a predicted model, not a curated record. Gene Ontology annotation, molecular function: RNA-DNA hybrid ribonuclease activity; nucleic acid binding.
AUGGCUAGACCGGACGCUGGAUCCGACUUACAGCUAUAUAUCGCAGCAUCCCACCAGGCUCUCAGUGCUGCUUUAAUACAAGAGGCACCCUCCCUCAAAUUAAUAUACUUCAUCAGCCGUACGUUGCAGGGGGCGGAAGAAAGAUAUUCUCGAAUUGAGAAAAUCGCAUUAGCCCUGCUCACGGCUUCGCGUCGACUCCGACCGUAUUUCCAAAGCCAUCAAGUGGUAAUCCGCACCGAUCACCCGAUCGCCAAAAUCCUCCGCAAACCCGACUUAGCAGGGCGGAUGGUCUCCUGGUCAGUGGAACUUUCAGAAUUUGGACUCCGUUACGAACCGCGGGGAUCCGUUAAGGGUCAACAUUUGGCAGACUUUGCAGCUGAAUUAAGUCCCACACCUGAUGACUCGACACCAAAGUGGCUCCUCAGCGUGGACGGAUCCUCAAACAAAAGAGGGGGAGGAGUCGGUAUUGUCCUUGAAGGACUAGACGAUCUAAUCGUAGAGCAAGCCAUCACAUUCAAAUUUCCCGCUAGCAACAACCAGGCCGAGUAUGAAGCUCUGAUUGUUGGCCUAUCCCUGGCCAAAGAAUUCACAGUCACUCGUCUAGAGUGUCGGAUGGAUUCAAAGUUGGUGGUCGGCCACAUGAACGGAACGUAUCAGGUUAAGGAUAAUCAAUUACUACGCUACUUCCACAAAGCUCAUACCCUACUUCAAGACUUUGUCGAGGUCAUCAUCAUCCACGUACCCAGGGAACAAAACACAAGAGCUGACCUCUUGUCUAAGCUAACUCACUCUAAGGAGAGAGCACAAUUAUCUUCAAUCAUUAAGAUGACGCUCGACCACCCAGUUGUGGAAGCUCUCGUCACCGAUGUUUCGUCACCAACAACAGACUGGCGACAGAGGAUCAAAGAUCUAAUGAUAAAACAAGAGCGAGGAGAAAGCAUUACUGUGAUUGAUUCAAAAUGCAUUGCACGUUUCCUGUACAUAGGCGACGACCUAUACCGCCGCGGCCACAGUACUCCUCUAUUGAAAUGCAUAUCGGAGGAUGAAGCCGACUACGUCUUGCGCGAACUGCACAUCGGGAUAUGCGGGUUUCAUUCGGGUAAGCGUACACUCAGAGCACGCAUACUUCGUGCAAUAUAUUACUGGCCCACGAUUGACCGAGAUUGCGAGACGUUCGUCAGAAAAUGCAUCUCUUGUCAGGCCCACGGUCACGACAUCCACGCUCCUCCCGAAGAGUUGCAUGGGAUCGUCUCUCCUUGGCCGUUCGCUCAAUGGGGCCUCGACAUAAUUGGACCGUUACCCCUAGCCAAAGCACAGAACAAAUUUCUCCUAGUGGCGGUCGACUAUUUCACCAAAUGGAUAGAAGCCGAACCAUUAUCCGUUAUCAGUGCCCAACGAAAAAUCAUUACCGAUAACGGUCGCCAGUUCGUCGAGCGAAAAUUGGAGGAAUUCCUCAGUAGCUUGGGCGUUAAACACGUCACCUCCUCUGUCAAACAUCCACAAACGAACGGACAAGCCGAGGCCACAAACAAAACCAUACUUACUGAAUUGAAGAAGCGACUCGGCGAAGCCAAAGGUUUGUGGGUGGAAGAACUACCCGAAGUCUUAUGGGCAUACAGGUGCACUCCACACGGAUCCACAGGGGACACGCCGUUCAACCUAACUUAUGGCACUGAUGCCAUGCUCCUAGUCGAAGUCGGCGAGCCCUCGUUAAGACGAAAGAUCACCGAUAUGACACUUAACGAGGAACAGUUACGGAUGAAUCUCGACACCCUUCCCGAGGGUCGAGAGGUCGCCGCAGUUCGUGUAGAAGCUCAAAAAAGAAUGCUUUCCCGCCGUUACAACACUAAGGUCAGAGCCCGAGCGUUCAAAAGCGGCGAUCUUGUGUGGCAGAAACGGGGAGAAGCCAGGAAGGACCGAACGCACGACAAGCUAGCAGCCAACUAG